Phlebotomus argentipes is the source of this 458-nucleotide messenger RNA. RefSeq lists its product as uncharacterized. The coding region runs from base 1 to 402 and encodes 133 amino acids. The record is from RefSeq and is a predicted model, not a curated record. Gene Ontology annotation, molecular function: odorant binding. The transcript has a single exon. Lineage: Eukaryota; Metazoa; Arthropoda; Insecta; Diptera; Psychodidae.
AUGAAGUUCUUCCUCGCCUUCCUGGGAUUCUCUCUCAUCUUCUUCGCCCCGACAAAGGCUCAACUGUCCAAGGCAAUCAUCGACAUAGGCUUACCGUGCGUCUCAGAGAUUGGACUGACUUCGGAUGUGGCCACGGAAGUGCAGAAAGGCAACUUUAUCGGCGCUUUGGGCAAAUGGAGUUGCUUUGCAGAUUGUGUGUCGCAGAAAGUUGGCAUCGUGAAUGCAGAUUACGUAUUCCAGGUCGACAAUUUCAAAGGAAGACUCAAUGAUUUUGUGCUUCCCGGCCGUAUUGAGGAAUUCAUGACAACGUGCCAACCGAAGAUUGGCGAAGGCAAAUGCAAGGCUUCUGGCGAAUUCUACCACUGCAUCGCCAAUGUUAUUCUCAAGGAGAUCUUUGAAUAAGUGAUCAUUAAAAAUUGAUGUACUAUUCUUUGGAAACAUAAUAUAAAAAGAUUUAU